Molecule: messenger RNA, 915 nt
Organism: Spodoptera litura
Lineage: Eukaryota; Metazoa; Arthropoda; Insecta; Lepidoptera; Noctuidae
Gene: CCAP
Product: crustacean cardioactive peptide
Source: RefSeq, a predicted model, not a curated record
AGGUCGUCCAUUUUGAGCAAAAGCUGUCAAAUUUUCCCGCCAUGUCCGUGUCACGCGUUUCGUUGUUCGUCGUGGUGGCGCUGCUGUACAUGGAAUGCUGCCAUACAGCCUCGAUCCCCAGGAACUACGAAGGUCGCCUGUCCGAGGAGAUGCUGAUGACACCCAAGAAGAGACCCUUCUGCAAUGCUUUCACUGGCUGUGGUCGCAAGAGGUCCCAACAGGCUCCAGGCAUGCCUGCUCAAGAACUGAUGAGGCAGAAACAGUACAUGGAUGAUGAGACCCUCGGCUCUCUCCUCGACUCAGAAACCGCCAUUGAAGAAUUAUCCAGGCAAAUUCUGUCCGAAGCCAAGCUCUGGGAAGCAAUCCAAGAAGCCAGCGCCGAAAUCGCACGACGAAAACAAAAAGAAUCAUAUUAAAUCGAUUACAACGAAAUAUCGAUACCGUAGCGUUUCAAAUCGAUUACUAAUUUUAAAAUAAUCGUUAUACAUUCCCGUUUACUCGACUAUGGUUUGGUUUGGGGUUGCUAGUUGAGAAAAUUGUUUCUGUUUUUGGUAGAUUUUUUGGUAGUUUUUGUUGGUGGUUGAGUAGGAACGGAUUGUUGAUUUAUAUAGUUUUUAUGUACAUGAAAUUAAUCAUUUUUGUUAAUUUUUCUUCCGAAAAUAAUUCUGCAUGUAUUAAGAUUUAAACAACAAUGAAAAAGCCUACAUUAUUUAAUUUUAUGACAUCAAUAUAUUUCGCUCAAUUGUUUAGCAAAGUAUUUGACAUUGGAGAUUUUAAACAAAUAACCUUAUUUGAAACUAUUUUGAAAAUCGUAUCGGAAUGAAGAUAAAAAUCAGACAACCACCGUAGUCGAGAUUUAAUAUUUUCAAUAAAAUUACUAAAGACUUCGAAAAUUGUAAAAAUGCGAAAUAAGUA